This is a messenger RNA of Alligator mississippiensis (American alligator), 18371 nucleotides long. It is a transcript of the gene PKNOX1, whose product is annotated as PBX/knotted 1 homeobox 1. The transcript has 12 exons. Gene Ontology annotation, biological process: angiogenesis; regulation of transcription by RNA polymerase II. Gene Ontology annotation, molecular function: DNA-binding transcription factor activity, RNA polymerase II-specific; RNA polymerase II cis-regulatory region sequence-specific DNA binding. Lineage: Eukaryota; Metazoa; Chordata; Crocodylia; Alligatoridae. The record is from RefSeq and is a predicted model, not a curated record. The coding region runs from base 7380 to 8729 and encodes 449 amino acids.
AGCCUUUUAUGCAUUUACAGAAAGAAUAUUUUUUUAAUUGCAAGUUAUUCAAAUAAUUCAGUGAAUAAUUUGAUCAAAUCUGAGCAUCGAUUGGGAGAUGGAAAAAGGAUGAAAACUUAUUUUCCUUUUUUGGGUUUAUGAGUAAAAACGAGGUGUGAGGGACUUUCAACCAGUUCUAAAAUCAUGAGGGGGAGGGGGACCAGAAAUAAAGAAGAAAUAUCUGAAAAAAUGUAUAUUAAGCUGUGUAUCUUAAAUCAAUUGUUUCAAUAUAAUGCAUCCCCAUUGUUAGCAAAAAGCACACAAUUGAGCUUAAAGAACAUAUUUAAUUGCAAAUCAGUAACUUGAUGGUUAUCAACCAAGAGAAUUAACCAGAUUAAAAUUGGUGAUUAAAAUUACUUUGAUUUAUAUCAGUUCACCCUGUCCAAACCAUAUUGACAAAAACAUGUCUAUCUCUGUACUAGCAGAUUUGGACUGUAGAUGAUAUCAGGCAUUUACUACUAUGAGUUUACUACAUUGGCUGUAGUGUCUGAGGACUUGUACUUAAAAGAUCCUGGCCUGCUGAGUAUUCAUGUGGGGAGUCUGGAUCUAUGUGAUAAACCAUUUAUAAUUAUGGUUUUACAGCACUCAAAACAUUCUGUCUUGAAGGCAGCAUUAAAGGAAUGUUAAAAUACAUCUCAAAUCAAGGUUGCUUCUAAAGCCUUAAUAUGGCCCCCUUACACAGAUGCAUUAAGGCAGUGGUUCUCAACCUAUUUGCCACAGGGGGCCACAGCUCUCAAUGUGUUAUGUGGGCUGCACCCACACAACUUACUUCCUGUGUAUCCAUUUAACAAGAGGUCACAUGAGCCACAGCAGUGUGCUGAUUGGGCUGUAGGUUAAGAACCACUGCAUUAAGGUAUUUAUUUACGUGAUCUCUCACUUAUUUUUGCCAGGCACACUGAGUCCCUUUUUUCACCACUCCCCUCCCCCUCCACUACCCAUGGGACUGGAAAGCAAUGAAAAACCCAGCAUUUUCAAAGUUGGCUUCAUUAUCCUGGUGCUCAACAAGAGACGUGUUUGUCCAGAUUUCCAAAUAUAUAAAGAACUUGCUGUAGCAGAAUAUCAGUGGCAGUUUUAGUUGGAACAUACGUUUUGUUAUAGAGUACUAAGUACUUUGAAAAUCCAGGCUCUAGGCUUCUCAAGUUAGACAUAAAAAUCAGUGAACGCUUGAUAAUAUUGAUUUUUGAUUUCUGUGCCUCAAUUUUAAAAUAAGGACUAUGGUCAUUUAUAGACAUGCUCCCAGGAGGUGGGGGGAGGGUGCUUAUAUUAAUGAGCCACACUAAUUAAAAGUGCCUGAGUGUCACGUGUAUCAGCAACCCUGCACUGAAAAAUGGUGGUGGUGCGCUGUGAACUAAACCUUAUCAAGUGAGCUUUAAAUUAAAGAGCCCCGCCUUUUUUUUUUUAGAGGAGGGAUGCUGAUACACAUGACACUGGAGGCUGCUGGAGCGUGUUAAUUUCUGUGCUCCGAUGUACUGGAUUUAUAGCACAUUGGAACAGCCUAGCUGCAUGUCUACAGGAGCCCUAGAAUUCUAGUUAAUCUCAUAAGGGUGUUGUGAAGAUAGAUUUACUAAAUUAGGAUUUUGGGAACAGAUAAAGGUAUUUAACUUCAGUGAGAUGUUAGAUGUCUAACUAUCUUUGUGGAUCUGAUGCUAUGAUGAGAGCACCCUAGAAAAAAGUUUUGAGGAAAAUUAAUAAUUCUCUAGUCUGUGCUAAUGCAGUGGGAACUGGGGACUGCAAUAUGCGUUCUAAGUGUUGGUAGGAAACCAAAAGCUUCCUAUGGGUUCAAAGGGUAAGGAAGUCAGCAAGGUAAUCUUCGUUACUAGGAGCCCCUAAAUGGGUUUUGGGAAUCAGCAAGGUAGUGAAGGAAGUCAUCUGUGCUCUUUGAGACCUGCCUCCUCUGUCUUGGGAACCACAAGAGAGAGAUGGGAGUUUCCUUCUCUCUUUCUCACUUUCAAGUCUUCUAGUUCUUCUUUACCACCAUCAUUCCUGCAAAACCUAUGAGGGCUAUAGGAAUUUGAUAGGAAAGGUGCUGCUUGGCUCUGCAGAAAAUUUGUGAUCCCAAGUACCCUCAGGAAUUCACAGACGUUGGACUUCCUUUUUGAAGACUCCAAGAGUUCAGUAUCAGGGCCUUUCUUCACAGCACUGGAUGGAAAUGGAAGGUAUGAUAACUGGGGGUGCCUAUAUACGUGCUCCGGGGGGCAUUUUAAUUAGAGUGGCUCUUGGGAGCUACUCUGAUUAAAAUGUCUGUAGCAUCUCGUGUAUUCAGCAUCCCAUAUUUAAAUGGUGGCAGGGGCACUUUAACUAAAGCCCCUGCCUCCAUUUUGAAAUGUGGGUCCCUGAAUACAUGAGAUGCUGCAGCACGGUGGAGCAUUCUAAUUAAAAAGGUCCAGCAGACUUGAUUAAUUGAGUCUACACCAACAUGUUGUAAUUGGAACUCAUUGCGGCCUGUGUAAAAGUGUCCUGGAAGACUAAGGGGUUGUUAGACCUCCCUAGACUUUCUGGAGCUAAAACCAACAAAACUGCCUAUCCUAUGGUUGAUAGAAACUCCUGUCUGUAGAAUGGCUAAAGAUCCUUUCCAUGUAUUUAGAGAAAAAUCUUUAUGAUGAAGUCAAACUUGCCACAUUUAGGCUGAGUUUGUGUUGUAUCUCAAGAAAUUUAUUUAUUUAUGCAAUUUAUAUGCUACUCAGGGCCGCUAACAGUAAGAGAACAGAUCAACUUAAAGGGCGACUGAAACAUCAAAAACACAGACCAGAGACCCACUAAACAACAUCAUGGCUCAGCUUUGUUUGCUAAGUACUUGCACAAAUAGGAAGGUCUUGCAGUGCUUCUGAAAAAUGGUCUCAAGAGUAGCAGAGCUGAGGAACAACUGCUGAGAAUGACCUUCCACGGUUACUUGCCAGAUUGACUUGAUGUAUUCAUGGUAUUUUCAGGAGUAUAAAAAGACUACCUUGUGGUUGAUAGAAAAAGAAAAAGGAAAUGCAAACAGAGUUGUGCUCCUUAAAGGAACCCAAACUCCCUUAAUACAGCUUUCAGAAAGAUCCCCUCAGAAAAUAAGAUAUUUAUAUUGCCUUAUUCAUUCCAAGCAUGUUUCCUGUAAAUCUCCAUAUAGACAAGAUUCACUUAAUUAUAUAAUGGCUGUGCCACUUAACAGUUUUAGUCAUACAGCACACCUGUAAAAAGACUUUUGCCAAUUACCUUUUUGAUUAAGAGCAUUUUUAAGAGAAGAGUCUUUUAUUCACUCAUUAAGUGCCUAAUCCUGCCAAAUGCCGACAGAAUACAACUGGGCAUGUGAAAUGGCUCAAUCUCUUUAAUGCAGCAUGAGGACCAGUUUUUCAAGUGUCACUAAAUACAAAGUUUCUUGGGUACAGAUUUUGUAUGGUCAGUUGGGUAAUCAAUCAACCUACUUGCACUAAAAAUUAACCUGGUAACAAAGCAGCACCCUCUAUCAGAUAAAUGACGCUGAAACGAAGCUGGUUUUGUUUACUGCAUGCCUUUAGUACUCCAUAUGCAAAAAAGGAUGGUAGGGGUUGUUUGUUUUGUUUGUUUGUUUGUUUCCUCAGGGCAAAAUUACCAUAGUUUUUAUGCCUUAUUUGAGAAGUUCAGUCUUCACUCUGUAUUUCCUGCAUUUCUUACCGUAACAUUCUUGAAAGGUAAUAUGCAAUCACACUUCAUCUUGUACGUUUAUUGGUUUGCAAAUGAUUUCAUUGGAACCCAAUGCAGUAAAGGAAAGAAAGUGAUAAAAUCGAUGUCAACUUUUACCAUAGUGUAUAAUUACAUACAACUUUCUUAUGACCUGUCACUUUCUCCACGUAGACAGGCAUAGCUGUAGUGGAUCAACUAUUUGGCUAUAGUUGUGUUGGUAUAACAGCUCUAUCUGAAUACGAUAGUCCCUAAAAAGGUGACAUUAUUCUGGAAUAAUUACUGCACAUUGAGGAUGGUUAAACUACAUAAAACUUAGGUCACCAUAUUUUUGAAUGAGAAUAUCCAUACAAGGUCAUUAUACAAGGUAACGUGUGUUACCUUCGUAACUUUAGUUUAUUUGCCUUAGCUUUGUGAGUAUCUUUGUAUAGACAGUCUCCUGGAGACAAGUAAUCACUUUGAUAGCAGAAUGUAUGUCUGUUGAUUAUAUUACCUUUAUUGUAGACUAUACGCCUCUACAUUAUUGCAUUUCUGUAUUCAUUGAUUUAAAUAGUAGUUUUACUUUCAUUUAUGCAAAUAGAAAUGUAUGCACAAGCCUUUGUGAUCUUCAUAGAUGAAUAAUAUCAAUUGUUCAAUUAAAAAGGGUAUUUUUUCAUGUGCUUUUUAAAAAAUUAAAUGGGCUCAGAAAAUCCUAUUUUACUUUUCGAUAAGAUUCAGUUGCCCUGUGUGUUAAGUGACAAAAGAAAGUUAUCCUUUAUUUUGAUAUCAGAACAUGAAAAUAUGGAGUAUUUUCCUCUCCAAAUUACUUUCUCCCAUCAGAGGAUCAAGCUAAAUUUUUAGCUUUAAGUCUUGCCCUUUUUUUAGGUUAUUGAGAGGAAUGAAAUAAAACAAUCCUGCAAUGUUAGAUUUAAGUACAGGUUCAACAGCAUCCCAACAAGUGGAGGCAUCUGUAGCUUGGAGUGCUACAUCCUGUAUACACCCUAUCUUCUUGUUAGCAUUAUUCCUAAGAAACCAUGUAAAAAGGACUUCAGAUGUACACCUCUUUUAAUUUUAUUAUCCUGUAUCUGUAGACAUAGUGGUCUAGUAACUGGUUCAAAUAACUUCUGGGGAGGAUAGCAUAACCCCAACACUCUUUGAUCUUUUGCCAGCCAAACCCAAUACCCAUAUCUUCUAUCUAGAACACCUUUCCUGUACAAAUCCUGUUCUGGCCUUAUACCUUUCUCUUCUCACCUUUUAUUGUCUUAUAUGGGGAACAGGUUAGGAACCAUAUAGCUACUUCUUUCCCCAAAACUCUGGAGGUAAAAAGCUAAUCGGUAAGAGCUGCUUUCUUCAUCUGGACUAUUCGUUAGGGUAUAUUUUCUUUGUAUCUGGUAGCAACAAUACAGUUGGGUUGCUCCUGCAGCCAACUCUGAACAACGGAAGUCAGGUUAUUCAUAAUUGCAAAGACUUCAGGAUCUUGAAUGGAACAUCCCAAUUUUCUAGCUGGAAGUGAUCCACCCUCUGAAGGUUCUGUAGUUCAGAAGAGAAUCCUUUUAUCUGUAAAUUCAGUUGUGAGUAGAUUAGAACAGUAGCCAUCUGGGGUGGAUCCAGGUGGGUGCAGUGGUGCUGUAGCACCCUGCCCCCUUUCAAUUCCUGAUCCACUCAAAGUUUAAAACCACCUAUUUGGCAGUAAGAUCAGCAUUUCUAUUCAGGUAGCAGGGAGAGAGUUACUUGACUUCAUGGCUGAUUAUAAUCUAUCUGAUUCCUUUCAAAUUCUUCAUGUCACAGAUGUUAACAAUCCUGUCUGUCCUUUUUAAUGGUCCUGAUGUUCCACUAAUAAAGCUACCUUUCUUCUGCAGUUCUGUUAGCUGCUUCUGGUACUGUAACUCCUGUUUCACUGUCAUGUAGAAUGUUUUUAACUAGCCGAAAACAUUAACUCAGGUGUGGAAACAUUAAUUCAGGAGAACUCGGGGGUGGAAAUAACUUUCAGUGAAGCAUUGGAUGCACUGUCAAGAUGCUCAAGAAGGCUAGAUUUUUUUUGUUUAUGAAUCUGAAAAAUAUUUAAUUCUAAAGACUGCAGGACUAAUGAAACAACAUAUUUUGAUUAUUUUUGCCUAGUUGUGUUUAUUGUAAGUGAUCAUACAGCAAAUCAGUGUAUAUUCCAGUAAACAAAUAUAAAGAUAUAUUUGUUUUUGUUCCACUCUUAAACUGAAUAAUACAUCCAUAGGCCUUUAGCAUAUUAGUAAAGCUUCUAGUUUAUUUUUAACUGGAUAAAAAUGUGUGUUGUGUUAUAUGUAAUGAUGCACCACACCAUCUGCACUCCACUUUUCAAAAUCCUAGAUCCACCCAUGUAGCCAUCCCUCAGUAUCAAGCUACCACCCUGAAUGAGUUUCUAACUAAGGUGAAUUUGAAGGCUACAAAAUAUCCUUUCAUAAGGGAUCUUUAUGUAGUUGUAGAAAAAAGGAUGUCCGGAUAUGUGGGGCUUUGGUAGAUCAGAGAAAGUCUGGUGCUGUUGUGUUUUUGUCAUCUUGAGGAUUUGGUUUUGCACUAUACAAUUAAAGUUUCAAAACUCAAAUUCACAUGCCACCCCAUCUCCAUUUUAAAAAUUUGCCCCUCCCCAAUCUUUAGAGAAAUUGUAUAAUUAGACAUGUAGAGUCCUUUUUUUUUUUUCAGAAAGUGAAGAAAUAAAAUUAUUUUAAAUCUCAAUUAUGUGUGUUAAGCUAUUUCACUAAAUGGCUUCCAUACAGUGCUAGUGUCCUGACUAUUCCGAAGAUAAUUUUUUUCACCAUAAACUCUGAUUGGAGUAAUUAGAUUUUGGAUCACUGGGGUGUUGCUUUUAGCAUUUUCAGGAACCAUGUUUCUUGGUGCGUGUCCAUAAUUUCUGCCUCACUACUCUUAAAAUUAGUAUUUAUUACAUCAAGCAUAAUUAUAUUAUAUUUAAUAAUAUUUAAGCUAAUUUCAAGUGAUCAUUUUGGCAAAGAUUUUUGUAUUGUCUAAUAAGUCAGUGCUUUAUCCUGUUAUUUCAGUGCAUAUGCUAUGAAUAAGGCCACAGAUUCCUUACAUUUAUGUUUUGCAUAUCUUAUCAUGUGGUACGCUGUUUUUUUCCCCCCCAAUAAUAACAAUAGUUGAAUUAAUUUUAAUAAAACACUAUUAAGAAGGAUAUAAACAAGCUGGUUAGCAUUUCUUGGCUCCAUAUUUGAUUUGACAUGGAAGAGCUUUCUUCAAGACAGUCUACCAUUAUUCCUGUUUUGCUGCCCUUUGACUUUUUCAAAUAUGCCUUUCUGUGCCCAAGCAGUUCAGGGAAUAAAUUCUAAAAGUUCUGUAAUAUUUGCUUUCUUGCUGCAUUUACUGACAAAUUCAAAAAGGUAGGCACUAAAGGUACUGAAAAUUCAGAUAAUUAAAUUGCAUCAUUUUAUUGAUUUUUAGCACAGUUUAUUCUAUUUUAAUGAAAUACUGAAGUUGUAAAUGUAUUUCUUCAUUAGAAAUGUUUAGUAUUCUGUUCUGUUAAAGAUUUUUUUUUCCCAUUUCCAGCUGAUAGGCUGUUUGUCAAACAGUAUUGUGUUCUGAAUUUCUCCUUGUUGGUUCAUAGGUCUGUAUCUUCUGUGGAACAAUGACCCUGGAAUUCAAUCUGCUGGAAUAAGACAAUGACCUCUACUACCAGAUGAAAGCAAAGGAAUGUUUGAUCUCACUUAUGAUGAUUUGACAUUAUAAUCCCUACAUUAACCAUGAUGGCAACACAGACAUUAAGUAUAGACAACUAUCAAGAUGGACAACAAAUGCAAGUAGUAACAGAGUUAAAAACUGAACAAGAUCCAAACUGUUCUGAAACUGAUGCAGAGGGAGUGAGUCCUGCCCCUGUAGAAUCUCAGACGCCAAUGGAUGCAGACAAACAGGCCAUUUACAGGCACCCAUUGUUUCCCUUGUUAGCACUAUUGUUUGAAAAAUGUGAACAAUCUACACAGGGCUCAGAAGGCACAACUUCUGCUAGUUUUGAUGUAGAUAUUGAAAAUUUUGUAAGAAAGCAAGAGAAGGAAGGAAAACCGUUUUUCUGUGAAGAUCCAGAAACUGAUAACUUAAUGGUAAAAGCAAUCCAGGUUCUACGUAUUCAUCUGCUAGAGCUAGAAAAGGUUAAUGAACUCUGCAAGGAUUUCUGUAGUCGUUACAUUGCCUGUCUGAAAACUAAAAUGAACAGUGAAACUCUACUAAGUGGAGAACCUGGAAGUCCUUAUUCCCCUGUCCAAUCCCAGCAAAUUCCAAGUGCCAUUGCCGGCACACUCAGUCCCCAAGGGAUUAUGGUGCCUGCAUCAGCAUUGCAGCAGGGAAAUGUAACUAUGGCAACUGUAGCAGGGGGCACAGUGUAUCAGCCAGUCACAGUGGUUACUCCACAAGGUCAAGUAGUGACACAAGCGCUGUCACCUGGGACAAUUCGGAUCCAGAAUUCCCAGGAUAAUACUGCAAGAGAACUACCAGCACGACCUCUACAGCUUCAGUUUCAGUUAAACCAAGAUCUAAACAUCUUGCAUCAAGAUGAUGGCUCAUCAAAAAACAAAAGAGGGGUUCUUCCAAAGCAUGCUACAAAUGUGAUGAGAUCAUGGCUUUUUCAGCACAUUGGGCAUCCAUAUCCAACAGAAGAUGAAAAAAAACAGAUUGCAGCACAGACAAAUCUGACACUACUCCAGGUUAACAAUUGGUUUAUCAAUGCUAGAAGGCGAAUUCUUCAGCCAAUGCUGGAUUCCAGUUGUUCGGAAACUCCAAAAACAAAGAAAAAAACAGCUCAAAACAGACCAGUUCAGAGAUUCUGGCCUGACUCCAUUGCCUCAGGAGUUGCUCAGCAGCAGUCUAAUGAACUUACAAUGUCAGAUGGAGCAGUUGUAACAAUUACAGCUCCCGUCAACAUGAAUGUAGACAGUCUUCAGUCCCUGUCAUCUGAUGGUGCUACUUUGGCUGUUCAGCAAGUUAUGAUGGCAGGGCAAAGUGAGGAUGAAUCUGUGGACAGCGGUGAAGAUGAUGGAACAGACCUCUCAACAACAAACAUCAGUGGGCUGGUCUUGGAUAACAGUGAUUCUCUGCAGUAGGAAGCAAGAGAAUGUGACAGAGUAUUUAGGAAAAAGAAUGGACUGACUGACUGUUUUUCUAGUUUGCACAGCAAACAUUUUACACAAGUUUUAUUUCUAAUAUGUUUUAUAUGUAGAUAUAGAAGGGUGCACUUUUUUGUAUUUCAUAGUAAGCUGAAAGAGUGUUUUUGCAGGUGCAGCGACUUCUUUCAAAUGUGUUGUUUGUUUUUUUUGUUGUUGUUUUUUUUUUUCCAUUUCUUUUGGCUUUUUAUUUCAAAAAAUGAAAUCUACUAAAGUAAUGAACCACAUAAACACCCCGUUCUUCUCUUAGAUUAAUUGAAAGUGCUAUAAUUUUUAAAGAAUUAUGCAGUUUCAAUUAGUGUUGUUACUUAAUACAGCUCUUGGUGGGCUAAUGAUGUAAAUUUUAAAGCAUGUGACACUAGUGCGUGGAACUUGGUCAUUGAGUUAGACAGACACAUUUGAAAGAUGCUUCUGCACCUUAAAAACUGCCAGUCUGAGGUGGGCAACAACACACGCACACACGAACACAAAGAAAAUGGAGAAGUGUGAUUCAAUAGCGAAUGUAUGGCAAUUUAAAUAAGUUUAGUUUCUCUCAUAGUCAGUGAGCCUGUUUAUCAUUUGGUAUAAAAACUCCUAUUUUUACCUUAUCGGGAUUAUUGGAUAAAAAAAAUAUUUUUAUAAAUUCAUUAAGAAUUGGGAUGAUGACUGUAUUGAGCAUGAGAGAAAUUUCCGGAGGGGUAAAAUAAAAGUUUAGUAGUCCUAUUUGGAAGGUUCUGAAAACUGACCAAAUUUAAUAAACAUACAUAAUGCUAGUGUUCUAUGGUUCUCUGCUAUCCCACAGUGGUAUAGUAUAUUUGAUAAUAGCAUAAGAGGGGCCCACUGUUUGAUGGGAUUUUGAUAUAGUCAAACUCUGAUUUAUAUUAUGUGUAAACUAAUGCUCAAAUUACAUUUAACUCUGUAUCUAAACUUGUAUCUGAGGAUAUUUGCUAAAUAGAUAUUCAGGUAAGUAAGUACAAAUACCCACAAUAUUUCAAAUAGUCAUUAGAGAAAUUUAACAGUUUACAGUUUUUCACUCUGAUUUUGAAACAUGAAAUGUUGACUUAUGCAGUGACUGAUUUUUUCCACUUCUGCUAUGUCACUGCAUUUGAAAAACAUUUUACCCUGUAUACAAAAGAAAAAAACACAUAAUUUAUAGAUUAUAUAAAGGUCUCUUCAAAUCUGAAGGUUACAAGAAUAUAAAACAGGCUUCUUAGAUUAUGAAAACCUUCUCUGUCAUUGUCAAAUUUAUUAGAACCAGUGAUAAAAACAGAUGUAUUUGUGAUAAUGGUUAAUUUCAGUUUAUUUACAGACUUGGAGUUUUGUAUGGUUAUUCAUACAUACCUAUUGACACUUGACAUUGGAAGUUUGUAUUGCCCAUUUUUAAAUACAAAUAACAGCAGAUCAUGGGAGUCUUGUGGCAUGAUAGAAAUGCUCUUCUGUAAGUGCAUUUAUUGUACCUGGGUUUUGUAGCAAAGCCAGAAAGCUGUUUUCUGAAUUAGAACGCGGCUAGCUUUAUCUCCAACAGGACUGUAAGGAAAAGUGCUAGCUUUGAAUCAUAGGGUCUGACUGAGCAAAGGACUUAAGUGCAUAACUUCAUACGCCUGCCUAAAGCCAUUCCUGUUUCACCUAACAUUCAGGUAUGUGCUUCAGCUUAACUUUAAACACAUGCUUAAAUCCAUUGUUGAAUCAGGGCCUUAAAUGCUGUCUUACUGGUCAGUUUACAGGCAGUGUGCACAGAGACCUGAAAAGGAGAUGCCAAAAAUCGUUGUGUGUACAUAGAAGAAAACAUAUUUUUCCAAUUUUUUGAAUUGGCAUCAGACUUUACUCAGCGUUGGCAUAAGCAAAUGACUUUCCUGUAGCAGUACUCACUUCCACCUAUGAUGAAUUUGGCCUGUUGCCUCAGCUGCAGUGACAAGGGACUCUGAAAUUUAAAGAAAAUGCUAAAAGUGUAUCAUGAAAAAUUAAAUUAUGAAAACUGUGAUAUAACAUAACUGAUCUAAGAGAUAGUGUCAAGUCAAGUUUGACACACAAAUUUAAAAGGCGGAAUCAACUUUAAGUCAGACAUCUCUAAAAAAGGUUCUACCUAUGACUGUUGCAAAGGGCACCUGAGAUGACUAAAACUGAGACAAUGAAAGAAAAUAUUUCUUCUCUCUUUCUUUACUCCAUCUGCUUUUUGCUUCUGUCAGCACUUUGUAUUUUCAUUGUUUCCAUUGCUUAGUAAUUUUUUCCAUUUGAUUUGUGUGGGUUUCCCACACAACAAUAGGUAAAUGGGGCAACAUUUUAGGGCUUGAUUCAGCAACCGUUGCUCACAUUUAAUAGCAUGUUAACCCUCCAGUGCUGCAAGCACUUAUGCAGAUGAGCAAAUGUGAAUAAGGCUGGCAGAAUCAAGCCCUCAAAAGAGAGAGGGAGAAGGGGGAAGAGAGAGAGAGAAUAUAAUUGUUUAUUACAAAACAUUGUGGCAAGGGGUUCAUAGAGAAGGGGACUCGCUAGUUGAAAGUAACUAUAUUUCAAGCAGAUGAUGUCCUCUUUGAUUUCAUGAGAGAAGGUUUUAACAAAGCCUUACACAAUUAAAUUAUUUUUCAUGGAUUUUUUUCUUCAUUCCAAUAUAGUUUUUAAUCUCUUGUGGAAUAAUGACAGAUAACGUUCAGUGAAAUGUGAAGUUGAUUAGAAAGUUAUCAUAGAGAAAGAAAAUGGACUAAUCAAUUUUUAUUACAAAAUCCAAAAGAAUUGUCAAAAGUAGACAUCAGAAUGAAACAAAUUAUAUUCAUAAAGUUAUUGUAGUUGUAAUAAUUUUCCAUUGAAAUCAUUUUGAAGUUUGCAAUUAAUUUGAAUAGACUGAGGACUGAGUCCAUGAAAGGACUUUUGUCCUUUCCAUGAGUAAAAGAAAGUGGUGAGAUUUUUUUUCCAUUUUUAAACAGGAAAAGAAUUCACGAAAGCACAGCUGUUUAGGAAGGGUACUUGAGCAAUGUAAGGGCUUAGCACAUAAACAUCUAUUUAACUUCUUCCCAAAUGAGAGUCAUAGUCAUGCUGUAAUAAAAAGACAAGCUAGUUUUAAAAGUCAUGUGCUUAAAAGCAGCCAGCAUGCAAUUGUGAAUAGUUUGAAAAUAUUUGAAAACUGUAGAAAUCCUAUUUGUUACCUCAAAGUAAAUUAACUCAGUUAAAACUUUUUCAGGAAGCCCAUGUUUUAAAAAAAAUAGACCUUUUAAAAGUCAUUUUUUCUGAGCUAUCAUGGUAUAAUAUAAAACUUUCUGAAUGAAUAAGCAAUAGCCCUCAUUAUCAAAUUAUCAAAUCUGGCUACUAGGUCAAAGUGCAUCCUUUAAUGCAGGACUAUGUGAGCAUACAGGUUUGCAGGCCUUUCUGUGGGUGUGGACCCCUGCCCUGAAGGUUUUUAUGUAAAAGAAAACCACUACUUACUACUCCCUAACCUAACAGAAAAGUGAAACAUAUUCAGGUGUCUGACUUCAUUAACUUUAUCAGUGAAAGGGAUAAACCAAAUCUUUCCAAGGACUUUAUGAACCUGCAGUGUUUAAAAAGACAUUUUGAAAAUUGUGCAAAAUUUAAAACAGAUGCACUUUGUUGGAAUGAGGUUAAUUAAAGGUAUUAAUUAUUUGAUUUCUGAAACCACUUCUCCUUGGAAACGAUGAUUAAUCAUUCUGUCUAUGCAAGAUGAAAGUCAUUUAUAGGUGCUCAAUCAUUUGAUUUGUGACUCGGUCAUUUUUAGGUGCUCUGUUUCUGUUGUAUUUUGAACCUCUUAUUUUGAUGAAUCUUACCUACACAUUUAAUUUAAAUUCAGUUGAAUUUUAAGGCUAACUACACAAAAAAUAAUUAAGAAAACAUAUUGGAAACAAAAGUAACCUUCUUCCCCCUUGUGAAAAUCUCACAUGUUAACAUGGUUCUCAAUAGUGCAGUUUUUAAAUUUCUAAACCAUUCUCCCUUCUGCCAUGGUAAAUGUAAUGUAUCCAGACUGGAAAUUCCUCCUGCAAAAAAACAAAGCUAGCCAAGAAAAAAUAAUGAGUCUGCAAGUUUAGCUGCUGUGUUCAAAAGAAAGCAAAACCUAAACCUGUAUUAUUUAUAAAUUGAGUAUAUAGCUUGAAAGAUCCUCCUGGAUUCUCUUUGCUCUUUAUUGAAUUUUGUUUUUUCAGUAUAGAUGGAAUAAAAAAGGCUGGCUUUGCUGAACCCAAAUCAGAUUUUCUGGGCUUGCUAAAACCAUUUUUUUUUUUCUUCUUCUUCUUCUUCUUCUUCUUCUUCUUAUUUUAAUCAUAAAAAUAGUUUACUUUCUCACCAAGCAUGAAAUAUAGUGAAAGAUGGCAGAAGUAUGCAGCUAAAUGGUCACCCUGUGUGUCACCUGGAUGUAUAAACAUAUGUUCCCUUCUGUGAUUUAAUUCUUUAGGACUUGCUGACUGAUCCUACCAUCCUUUGAGGGAAAGCACUCCAUUGUUCUUACAGAAGCAAACUUGCUGAUCUUGUAACACUGUCAAGAUAUCUACCCAGUGUUAUUGCAGUCCUAUGUUUUCAGAUAGUAACAGAAGUGAUCUAUCAAUUAGCCUUUGUUCUAUCAACAUUUGGUCUAUAAUACUGACAAUCUUUAAAAUGUGAACCUUGUAACCUUGGUUUUUCCUGGAUUGCUGUCUUGUGAGGGAUUUUGUGAAGCAACGGAUCUAUCAAAGGAAAAAGAUUCAUAAUCAAAAUGUGCUUCAUAGAUGGUGACAUUUUUUCUGAUCUGAAAAAGCACGUUGUCUUAUCUUUUAAAAGCAAAGCAUUGCUUUAAUUAGUGUUAGCAGUAUAGUUUAGUUUAAACUCAUACAUAUUUUCAGGUGUCUUAAACGUAGCUGAGAAAUUUCAUUUCAAACUAGUUACCUAAGAUUUCUAGCCAGAAACAAUUUUGGCUGUUUGUUUGUUUGUUUACACAUAUGCAAAAAAUGUUUACUAGUUCUUAAUGGUUUGGAGGUUUUUAUGUUUUUGGAAUGCAGAAGCAGCUUUGAAAGCAAGACUUAAGCAGGUAAAUAAUCCAUGUGUGUGAUUUGUUUUUGUUGUUUUUAAAAUUGUUAAUUAAAAUGGCAUGGACUUCGAACUUUCAAAAAUGGCUUCCAAGCAUGUAUGGUAACAACUUUUUCAAAACCAUUCAAAUGGAUUUUUCCUGUUCAGUGCAGUACAAGUUCCAUGUGCCAACUUUUUUCUUUUUAUCAGGUAGACUGUAAAGGAUUUCCAGAUCUACCAUGUGGUAUUAGAUUAGAGAAUUUCCCUUUAAAAGGUGAAUAAGUUUCUUACGUGAUGCCCGUAACUUUUCUUUUAGAGUCAUUGCUCUGUUGGAUAUGUAAUUACAAGUUGAGAAUUAAUUUUUUUCAAGGAAAAGAGGGCUUUUGUGAUUUACUUCAUAGCUCCAUUAUGCAUCUCUGAUACAAAAGUUUUGGAUCUCAGUACAGAGGAUAGCUACAUCCUAUAAAUAGGUUUCUUAAAGGGUUAAUCUAUGCUUAAUUGAUCUCCUAGACAUGAGCAAUAUGCAUUAUAGAUGCAUCAAUAUUUUUCAUUUAUUUAUUAUGUUUAAGUGUGAUAUUAAAAACACAUAUUCAAAGCUCUGAGUUCUCUGCCAAUAAUUAAACUUAGAAUUAUUACCUGCUAAUAAAAUUGCAAAUAAAUAAAUGAAGUCCCCCCAAUAGCAAUUUAUGUAACAAUUUCACUCAGGCGGCAGACAACAUCAAUUUAAAAAAAAUGUCUAGAAAAGGCCCUUCUCCUGAAGUUAUACCCAAGAGCAUGCACAUACAUCCUCAUUCUUCUUCCUUGUUGUCCUACCCUUUCCUCUUCCCCCUCAAAAAAACAAACCAAAACGACAAAAAACAACUAUCAAACAAAUGGCUUCAUUAUAAGUAAUUAUAGGUGGCUGAGAGCCACGGUUAUAAAGGAGCUAUUGCUCUAUUUGGCUCUAAGUAUGAACCACAUAUAAAACUACCUAGUAAACCUUUUUAACUCUCUUAUAAUCUAUACGUAUACUCUUUCUUAUAAAGCAUGAGUAAUAUUUUAAACUAACAUUAGAAAAGGAAAUUUAGAUGCACAAAACAUUUCUAAGAUAAGAUUCAAGCAGACACAAAACUCUUAAGUGUUCUACCAGAUGUUUAGUCUGUCAUCCAUUCACCAGUGCCUAGGGUAUUGUAUGACACUCAAGUACCCCGUGCUGCAUUACUUGCAUACUCAGAAUUCCUAGUAAAGUCCAUAAAAGUUUUGAAUAUGCCAAGAAUGCAGUAAAAUCAACUUUCGAGAGACCCCUGCAAAAUCUAGAACCAAUAGGAUGGUAUUGGGCCAGAUUUAGCUAGCUCUACUGAUGCAAAAAAGGCAUAAUCCAAAACCCAUUGAAGCCAGUGGAAGUACUUCCAUUGACUUCAAAGACUUUGGAUCUGGCCUAAUUGUUCCCUUGACCUCUGUGAGGUCACCUAAAGCACAGAAGAUAAGACCCGGGAAGUGAUUUCCAAUCUUAUUUUCUCAGUACACUGCUUUUUCUGUCGGACCCUUCAUAUUGUGUGAUAUAUUAAAAUAAAAAAGAAAGGUUACUAGAAUGGAGUUGAAAGAAGAUAUUUGUUGUAAUCCACCCAUCUUUAUGCUUUGAGGGGUUUUUUUAAGUUAUGUGUAAAGUGUACAGAUGAUACAGAUGGACUCCUGAAGCAAUUGGUGAUUUGUUUAUGUACUACUAAACCUGCAAAAGAAAAUGAGGACUACAAGCUGACAAGAUGCUGCUUUUUCUUUUAAUGUUUAUCAGUUAUAUAUACUUCUGAUGAGGAAUACAGUUUUAUUACAAAUUUCACCUGCUCUUGCAGUUCUUAGCCUCUGUUAAUUCCAUUGUAGGUUGACGUGGGUAAAGACAGCAGAAUUGAGCCCUCUAUGCAUGUGAUCACAUAGCUUGCAAAAUCAGGAACUACACAUGUACAAGAUGUGGCUGUGCAAGGCACCUAAAGAUAUCUUUCUGCUUGGGUGAGACCCACGUUGAGCCCAUGUAGAAACAUUAGAUACUGCUUUUCUUUGAUUUUUUUUUUUUUUUUUUUUUUUUUUUUUUUUUUAGUAGGUCAAACUACAUGUCAACUAUACAUGAUUUCUUGAUACGUGGUGGGAUUGAAAAAAUGUUUUGCACUGUUGAUUUUCGUUAACUUUUUUAGUUUAGUGCUAUGGUCAAGCUACAUCCGAGACCUAACAAAAAUCAACACUUUAGAUCAAAUAGCAUUCUUUAGAUAACUCUGAAAAAUCCUCAAGUUGUACAGAAGUCAGAUAUUUGUUAGAUUAUAAAUGCAAUAACUGUUUUUUCUCUGUCAAAUAGUGCUGAAAAGGGUACUCGUGACUCAUUUUUUAAGGUAGUAUACUUUAUACUGCAGCAAAAUUACCAUAAGGAUUUAAACUGCUUGUAUAUGCGGCUUCCCUCCACACACCUCUCCUCUUGGAAGGACAUAAUAAUGCUCCUUGAUUACACAGCUGGGGAUUUCUUAUGCAUUUUUGAGACUGUUAUCAAUUCUGAAGACUUUUUUAUUAUGCCUCUGCAUACCACUGUAGGAUUUGGAACAUGAAACAUUUGAAACCAUCAAGCCCAAGUUGUUUAUAAUCAACAAUUUUGAAUAUUAAUUGUGGCUUAUUUUAAUUCAGUAUCAGAAAGAUUAGUGGAAAAUGAAGCAUUUGUUAGCUGAAGAUGCACAAUUUUAAAAUUAGUUCACUUGAAAACUAAAAUAAUGUGUAUAUAGUUUCCCAAAGUGAAUGUACGACAUUUUUGUAAUGUAUAUGCUGUUUUCUAAUGUUUUAGGUUGUGUUUGUGCUAGUAUCAGGUAUUAGGCACAAAAUAUGCAUAUUUUAAUACUUAUUUUGCAUAACAACAUAUGCACUGCUUAGGGAAAGAUUAUGCAAAAAGUAAAUUUAUUAAAUCGUACAAAGCCUAAUCUGGUGAAUUUUAUUAAAUUUAUAUGCAUAGUAAAUGACUAGAUGAAUACAUUGCAAUUUUGAACUUUCAGAAAUGGGAAAAUAUGUAAUUUACCAGCAGAUUUCAGUAUUGAGUGGUAGCCCUGAAAUUUGUGACCAGUAAAUCUGUCGUCUCCAGCUGCUCCUAUAACACUGAUUUGAUAUCUAAGCCCUAAAUUUAACUAUUAUUAGAGGGCUACAAAUAUAUUCUAAAUUGCAAUUCUGAAUGUUGACUUAUUUUUCUAAAUUUUUUAAAUAAAAAGGGACCAUGUGCCAUUUGUACUAUAUAUAGAUAAUAUGUAGCAGAUAAUUGGGAUUUUUCUACUUUUGAGCACAAACAUUAUUUUAACUUCCUUUCAUUUAUUCCUUUCAUUUCAAUUAACUUGAAACAUUUUUGUGUUAUACCAGUUAAUAUUAAAGCAAAUGGAUAUCAAAAUAACAAGAUCCCAUUUUAAAAAUCUACUUCAAAUUGGUGUUUGAUAUAGGUUGGUAUUAUGCUCACCCUAUUUCUCUUUUUAUGUGGACCCAUAUCUACAGAUUUUUUUAUCAUUGUAUAAUGUACACUUGUAGACAUAAUACAUCUCUACCAUGUCAACUGGUUUUAGCCAUUGGACUGGAGCAGUUAUUGUUAAAUGAAGCUCUUUUUUUUAACCCAUACAUUAUUCCAUAAUAAACAUUUUUGAGAGAGAAAAAUGUAAAACUUCCAGGCUUUCAAGAAAGUUUAAGGUGCAAAAGGAUUUUUGGAAAUGUACUGAGUACCCACUAAAACAUUUGCACUGCUUAGUUCAAUCGCUGUAGAAAAUACUGGCCUGAAAUAAAUAAGCAUAGACACAACUUCAAGAAAUAUUGUGUAGACAAGUACAUAGUUAAACUAGACAACGUUAAGGAGUAAAGGACAAUUCUAUUGCAACUAGAAAUACUAGUUGUGCUGAGAAUGUUACUUUGUUCACUUGUUUAGAGAGAAAAAGGAUUCUGACAUGAAGCUUUAUUAUGAAGCCUGAGAUGCUUAUACCAAAACUUCCCAUAAUAUGGUAAUGCAGUUGAUUAGAGAAUCUACUGGGAUCUGGCUAAUUAAAACACAGUAAAAUCUAAGGAGAAUGCCAGGCAGAGUCAACAGGAACAAACUAUCCAAGUUACCCUAACAUGAGAAAUAGUCCAAUAAUGUGCUGGCCGUACCCACAGAAAUGUGUUCUAAAACACGGUAACACUGCCUGUUUGCAAAAGGAGAAAAUAAGGAUUUGUUUGCACAGAUGCUUGGAGAAAGGAUGUUCAUUGUUCUCAUGCAAAUAUAUUGGUAUUUGUACAAAGGAUAUUCAUGCAAAAACAUGAUAAUGAAUUAUUUGCUAGUUGUCAGUUGUGUUUGCUAUUUAAAAUGUUAUCACACAGCCAAAGGGGCAGAAAUGAGACUGUGACAAAGAACCUUUUGCUCAACAAAGAGGGGAUAUUCAAAGAUGAAGUUACUUUGUCAGCUGAAGUUUGUAGAAUGCAUUAGUGAAUACCAUCAAAUUAUGAAUCUAUUUGCAAAUGAUUCUGAUUUCCUUAAUCUACAAACAAGAAGGAGGCCUACAUGAAUUGGUUAACAUAUUCAAUAACUAACAUCCUGUACAUUAUUUCAAGCUCCAUUUGUAUAAUUUUCAAAACCUGCCUAGCAUGUGAUUAAAACCUUUCAUGCAUUGA